AUGAAGGGGGCGACAUCGUUGCUGCUGGCCCUCCUGGGCCUUGCAGCUAGAACCACUGCCGACCCAACAUGGCCUGCGGAUAUCGACGAGCUCGAAGAAAUCAUGUACCAAACCACCGGUGUCCGGUCACGAAAGUUUGCCGACUCCGUCAACCCCUGCACACGAGAGGUCUCUGGUGCAGGUCGCAAAAACGCCGCCGAGUGGCUGAGGACCGCCUUUCACGAUAUGGCUCCGGCAAACGUAUACAGGGGAACUGGCGGCAUGGAUGCAUCUUUGCAGUAUGAGCUGGGAUCGAGUGACAACACAGGUCCAGGCUUCGGCACCACCAUGACCUUCAUGGCUCCCUAUCUGACGCGCAAGAGCAGUAUGUCAGACCUCAUCGCACUUGGCGUCUACACAUCUGUGUUGUCUUGCAAGGGCCCAUCUGUUGCCAUACGAGCCGGCCGGAUCGAUGCAACAGGACCGAACGACUCUGGCGCCGUUCCCACACCUGGAGACUCGACUCCAGUGUUCCUGAACCGAUUCGUUCGCAUGGGUUUCUCUACAGCAGACAUGAUACAAAUGACGGCGUGCGGUCACACCAUUGGCGGUGUUCACUCGGCCGACCAUCCCGAUAUCGUCCCUGCUGGCCAAUUCACAAACGAAGUUGCCACCUUCGAUACCACCGAUGCCGCGUUCGAUCCCAAAGUCAUCACCGAAUAUCUCGCCGGUACCACUCAGAACCCACUGGUCAACGUUCCCGGGACCCAGAAGGGAAAGAAUUCCGACUUCAGAGUCUUCAACGCCGAUAAUAAUGCAACCGUAAAGGCGAUGACAGACGCCACUGUCUUCAACAACGUCUGUAAAGCCAUCUUUGAGAGAAUGGUCAAUGUCGUGCCGUCCGGCGUGACUCUGAGCGACCCCAUCCAGCCCUACCAAGUGAAGCCGGUACAAAUGCAACUCACACUCGCCGACGUAUCAACCCUGUCACUGACGGGUGUUAUCCGUGUUCGCACGACCAACUUUCCCCUAGCGAACAUCGCCAGCCUCACUAUCAACUACAAGAAUCGGAAUGGCGGCACCGUUUGUGGAUCUGGACCUUGCGCCUUCACCAUUACUGUUUCUGGUGCUUCCACGAACUUGGAAGAGAGCUUCGCGUGGUUUACAAUUAUACAGAAUCAACAGAAUGGAGUCAGAAUCCCGGUCUCAUCUGGUAUCUCAUCCUUCACAAUAACAAUCAAUAUGAACGAUGGUUCCACCAAAUUUUUCGACAACAAUGGCAACGGUUAUCCCAUGCAGGACGGUAUUUUCCUUCAGACUGACCAGAGCUGUUUGACCCAGUCCAACGGCACGGCCACUUUCGUUGCCGCCGUCCGUAACGAUCGCAUCUCACAGCCUGUAAGCGUUAACGUCUGGUACAAAACAAAGCGUACCACCAGUGUCGUGCCACUCCUGAGCAACAUGACACUGGCCAUGACACAGGGAGCUUGCCAAGGAGGUUAUACCUUCUUCACCGUGACGACCACCAUCCCGGGUGGUGUCAGUGUUGAGUCAACAAUGGAUUUAAUCAGCGGAGACAUGGUCGAUUCUUUCAAGAAGGCCAACACCGUAGGUGGAACCUGCCAGCCGUGGUCUGGAGGUAGUUUUUGCAGCAGUAUCACUGUCUCAUCUGUUGUUCCGACAAGCACUGCGAGUGCCCCCAGCCACCGUGCUACCAUGGGCGGGUACAAGUUCGUUUCUUGCUGGACCGAAGCAACAAAUGGGCGUGCUCUCAAGGGCGCGGCGUUCGCCUACGACGGCAUGACUUUGAGUAGCUGCAUGGCCAACUGCACCGGAUUCGACUACUGGGGCACAGAGUAUGGACGGGAGUGUUACUGCGGCAACUCCUUGGACUCUACUAGUACUUCUGCACUCUUGGUCGACUGCAAUAUGCCCUGCUCUGGAGACUCAACUCAGUACUGUGGCGCGGGCAACAGAAUCGAGCUGUAUUCCACCACCGCCACCCGUACAAGCAGCUCAACCGCGUCUGCGACUGCGACCCUCGCCCAUAUUUCCGCCGUUGGACAGUACUCUUUGAUUGGUUGCCAGACCGAGGCCACCAAUGGCCGCGCCCUCCAAGCAACUUCGACGGCAGCCGACGACAUGACCCUGGAGAAGUGUGCUACCUUCUGCUCUGGCUACACAUACUUUGGUACCGAGUACGGCCGCGAAUGCUAUUGCGGUAACAGCCUACAGGAUACUAGCAAAUCUGCUCCCAUCACUGAUUGCAACAUGAAAUGUGCUGGAAACCAGUAUCAGUAUUGCGGUGACGGAAAUCGCCUCGAGCUGUACAAGCUUGGGACCUCUUCGUCUUCCUCUCAUUCUUCGAUUGUUUCGGCUACAGCAACGGCGUCUAGCAGCAGCUCGCGCACUUCUAGCAGUUCCUCUACCUCCACCACUCCCUCAAGCACCUUCAGUGCUCUCGGCAGCAGUGGAUCUUCCUCCUCAAGUGCUCCGUUUACUGGAUCGUCCACUUUCAGCACCGUGGUGUCCUCGACGAGUAGCGCCGCGCCGUCCACCCGUACCUCUUCCUCCUCCGCCUCAACAUUGUCAGCCCAGGCCGUGUCAAGCUCAGUCUCCAGCAGUUCGGUGACUCCGAGCAGCAGUUUGUCCUCGACGAGAAAGCCUGUUUCGACCAGUGCUGCAGUAUCGUCGACCAGUAGCCUUGUUUCUUCUACCACAACUUCGAGCGCGACUAGCACUGUCCCUACGCUUGCCCACAAAGCGACUGUGGCCGCUUACAACUUGACGGGCUGCUGGACAGAAGGAAAUGGCGUUCGUGCGCUGAGCCAGAACAGCUAUGCCUCCCACGACAACAUGACUCUCGAAAACUGCGCCGCCUUCUGUUUAGGUUACAAGUACUUUGGGACGGAAUACGGAGGCGAGUGUUAUUGCGGCAACUUCCUUGCUUCGAGCAGCUCGUCAGCUCCUUUGAGCGACUGCAGCAUGACUUGCACUGGAAAUCAGUACGAAUACUGCGGCGCCGGCAACAGGCUUACCCUUUACACCAACAGCAACGACAAGGUUACCGGCCCAAGUCAACCUGCCAACGUUGGCGUCUACUCUUUCCUCGGUUGCCGGACAGAGCCAGCCCAAGGUGGCCGUGCUCUAAGUGCCAAGGCGACGGCUGCAGACAAGAUGACAAACGAGGUGUGCGCGUCGUUUUGUGACGGCUUCGCAUACUUCGGCACAGAAUACAGCGGCGAGUGCUAUUGCGGCUCUGCCCUGCCGGACACUUCUCUCGUGGCACCUGUCAGCGAAUGCAAUAUGCUCUGCUCGGGUAGCAGCACUGAGUACUGUGGCAGUGGCAAUCGUUUGAAGAGUGGUCGCUCUGGCAUGAUCAAACUCGAGUAUCUCAUGAGAAUGCAGAGCAAAGAAUGUCAAAUCUACUUCCUGGCAAAGGUGUCUUUUCUUGCCUCCUUUGGAAACUCUCUUAAGCUCAUCCCGCGCUUCCCAGAAGAGGACGCAAAACUACGAGCGACAAGCCUGCGCGUCCGGCGAGGAGGCAACUGCCCCAACACGAUCGAAGUUCUGCAGCAGCUGCUCAGAAACCCGCCCGGCGGCGGCGACGAGUCUUCACCCCAGGAGGAGGCGCUGCAGAUGCAUCUCGUCUCGACCCUGCCGGAGCGCCAGUCGCAGGCAACAGCGAACAUCAUCGCCUCACUGACGCCGACGUCACCAUCGUCAGGCCAGGAGCCCUCGCCCUCCUCGUCAGCCGUUGACUUCGACCACUCCCUCUUCCGCGCGGGCCACCAGGUGCCGGCGAGCUGCUACAUCCUCCGCAGCGAGGCGACCGGCAGCCGGACAAUCGUAAACCACAACGACCUCCCCGAGAUGACGGCCGCCGAGUUCCUGGUCGUCGCGGAGGCGUUCCGGGGCCGUGGAGAGAAGACAUGGUGGCACUUUGAGGGGCGGAUACCCGAAACGACGCUCGAGUGUGUCCGAUCGUUGAGACGCGUGCUGGGCGCGAGUGCGACGGUCAGCGUCGAGGUCGAGAAGCCUGGGAGACCUGGGCUCAGGGAACUCGCCGCGGAAGCGGACGUCGUCUUUUACUCCAAGAGCUGGGCCGAGCACUGCGGCUACACAUCUGCUGAGGCUUGCCUGAGAGGGGAGAGCCAGCCGCGAGCCUCUCUGGCGAUGAUCACAUGGGGGGCCGAGGGGGCGUCGUGCCUAUCGCUGCAAGAUCAACGUUACGUCGAACGUCCGGUCGAGCACGCAGUCCAGCAUGUGGUUGACUCGGUAGGUGCUGGAGACACGUUCGUCGCAGGCAUGCUUUACGGACUCAUUUGCCGGGAGCGUUGGGAGCUGGGAGAGAAGCUCGGCUUCGCGGUCGACCUGGCCACUCUCAAAGUCCAGCGCGAGGGGUUCAGUGGGCUGGGAGACGAAAUGCAAAGUCGUGCUAGCGGUGGGUCGUCCGCAUCGGGUCAGGCCAGGCAAUAG
Messenger RNA from Colletotrichum gloeosporioides, 4458 nucleotides. Its product is annotated as WSC domain-containing protein. The record is from RefSeq and is a predicted model, not a curated record. Lineage: Eukaryota; Fungi; Ascomycota; Sordariomycetes; Glomerellales; Glomerellaceae. The coding region runs from base 1 to 4458 and encodes 1485 amino acids. The transcript is spliced from 7 exons. Gene Ontology annotation, molecular function: heme binding; peroxidase activity; kinase activity. Gene Ontology annotation, biological process: response to oxidative stress.